CACGACAGCGCGAAACAUCUUAUAGCAGAGUGCCCUAAACAGUAUACAAGCGCCAACAUGACUGCAAUACACCUAUGGCUGGCCCUGCUCGUUGUUGCGAUCUGUAUAAGUCACACCUCUUCAGCGCCUUACCGCUUCAUGCCAAACAGCCGAGAAUUGGAAGAUAAGCGACACCAACACAAACAGGAGACGCAGCUCAGCGAAAGACGUGCCAGCUUAGGUGACACAGUGGGCGACAGCGAUAGGAAUAACUUUGAAAAUAACUCGCCACACAGCGGUUUCCACGAAAUCGAUGAGGAGGCUGGUAACGAGGGUUACUCUGCAUCCUCGGAGUAUAGCAAUGAAUCCACGGAUGAAAGUGACGACUACCAGGAAGCUUCUUCCAGUGAUUCCAGGGUGAGCAGCGAGUCCGAAAAUACAGAGUAUGAUGAUGAUGAUGAUGAUGAUUAUGAUGAUGACGACGACGAGGAUGAUGAUGACGAUUAUGAUGAUGAUGAUGAUGAUGACGACGACGAGGAUCAUGAUGACGAUGAUGAUGAUGAUGACGCACCUAGUGAUGAGGACGGCGAAGUUUCGAGCACGAGUAGUGAAUCCGAGACUAAAGAAGGUUAUCAAAGUGAUGCUGAUGAUGAUAACGGUGAAGGUUAUUCUGAUAACUCAGACGCAACUAGCGAUGGCGACAACGAAGAUGAUGGUAAUGAAGAUGAUUACAGCGACAACAAUGAUGAUGAAGAUGAUGAUGAUGAUGAGGAGGAGGAGGAAGAGGAGGAGGUGGACCAUGAAGAAGAUUCUUCAAACGUGGCGCCGAUUCCUUCGCCACUAUACGAUGACCUAUCCGAGCAAGAAGAAGAAGAUGGUGAUUCUGAAAGCGUUGAAGAAUGA
Messenger RNA from Rhipicephalus sanguineus (brown dog tick), 882 nucleotides. RefSeq names its product serine-aspartate repeat-containing protein C. Lineage: Eukaryota; Metazoa; Arthropoda; Arachnida; Ixodida; Ixodidae. The record is from RefSeq and is a predicted model, not a curated record. Bases 58 to 882 code for a protein of 274 amino acids. The transcript has 3 exons.